This is a messenger RNA of Pogonomyrmex barbatus (red harvester ant), 442 nucleotides long. RefSeq lists its product as uncharacterized. The record is from RefSeq and is a predicted model, not a curated record. NCBI's taxonomy places the organism in Eukaryota, Metazoa, Arthropoda, Insecta, Hymenoptera, Formicidae.
AUGUCGAGAAGAAACGGCGAUUUCUCGCUACCGAAGGAAAAGGACCACUUGCUCCAACUGGAUCCAGGCAAUGACCCCGGUCGUUCGUUGCCACGUAGGUCGAUACCUACCUCGUGUAGGGGGAGCCGUGCCGCGCUUCGAGAGAUCGACGCACCCCAGAGUUCAUUAUUCUCUCGAUCAGAGAGGACACUCGGAUGCAGAUCCGUAAAUCGCAACGAGACCUAUGAAGGACAUCUUUACGGAGAAAGGCGCGUCGAAGUUCUUGGUCAUGUACGAUCGAUCACCAUGGCGAUUGCAGCCCUGGGGCCCCCCGAGAGAACACCGGGGUUGGUACCCUCGCUCCUGCAUUCUGCAUUCAGUGCAUUCCCCCCACGUUCAAUGCACGCUGCAGACGAUAUCUAGAUGGCUGCCCGAUGUCUGCCGUCGUCGCCGCCGCCGCCGC